GUGGAAAUAGGGGAAGGGGUCAGAUUUAUCCUGAUGGUAGCAAAAGUAACAAUACAGUUUAUAAUGCUACGGCAGGAGGGAUAAUAAGCAAAAUUUUACGAAAAGAAAAAGGGGGAUACGAAAUAACCAUAGUGGAUGCAUCGAAUGAACGCCAAGUAAUUGAUAUUAUCCCUCGAGGCCCAGAACUUCUUGUUUCAGAGGGCGAAUCCAUUAAACUCGAUCAACCAUUAACGAGUAAUCCUAAUGUGGGUGGAUUUGGUCAAGGGGAUGCGGAAAUA
This is a messenger RNA of Eruca vesicaria subsp. sativa (arugula), 278 nucleotides long. The record is from the annotation of a GenBank genome assembly. Lineage: Eukaryota; Viridiplantae; Streptophyta; Magnoliopsida; Brassicales; Brassicaceae.